Molecule: messenger RNA, 930 nt
Organism: Stegodyphus dumicola
Lineage: Eukaryota; Metazoa; Arthropoda; Arachnida; Araneae; Eresidae
Source: RefSeq, a predicted model, not a curated record
AUGAAAAAUCGAGUUUUAGUUUCUUCAGAUUUGCUGAAAUAUACAUUCCCUAUAUUGCUACCUUCCAAAAAUGUAAUUGUAGAAAGAAUGAUCGAGCUAUUACACUUAGAACAUAAACAUACUGGAACACAAACACUUCUAAUGAUUUUAAGAGAAAGAGUUUGGAUUAUCAAAGGUAGAAAAACUAUACGUUCUGUGGUAAAAAGAUGUAUCACAUGCCAGAGAUAUGCUAUUAAGGCCUUAGAAGUACCUCUUCCUCCUUUACCUGAAGAAAGAAAAAAAUUGCUCAAAACUUUUCAGUUGACAGGAAUCGAUCUCGCCGGCCCAGUUUUCUUCAAAGGAAAUUUAAAGGCUUGUAUAGUAAUUUUCACGUGCGCAGUUUUUAGAGCUGUUUAUCUUGAAUUAAUCACUUCUUUGAGCACAAACGUCUUUAUAGACGCAUUUAAACGUUUUAUUUCACGAAGAGGUCGAGUUGAAGUCAUAUACUCGGACAAUGGUUCGAAUUUCAUAGGUUUAAAUAAAGCAAUGAAUGAAUUGGAUUGGGCUGAUAUCGAAAGCAGGUGUGCCUUAAUGAAAAUAAAAUGGAAAUUCAAUCCUCCCACAACGUCAUGGUGGGGAGGAUUUUGGGAGAGGUUAAUAAGAAUUUUAAAGGAUCUCCUCCGAAAAAAUUUGAGACACGCUUGUUUAGGAUAUGAAGAAUUUCUAACCCUCCUGUGCGAAGGUGAAGGCCUAAUGAACAACAGACCUUUGAUUUACCUAUCGGAGGAAGGUGAUGAUUUGUCACCGUUAAAACCUUCUAUGUUCUUACAAAACUUAAUUGGUAGUAAUGUGUAUGAUUUAUAUGAAAUUAAUUCUAUGAGCAUUAUAGAAAGAUGGAAAUAUUUACAACGAGUUAGAGAAGGACUUAGAAAUCGUUUUAGGAAGGAAUAG